This is a messenger RNA of Patella vulgata (common limpet), 3405 nucleotides long. RefSeq lists its product as uncharacterized. The record is from RefSeq and is a predicted model, not a curated record. Gene Ontology annotation, cellular component: spindle microtubule; outer kinetochore. The transcript has 9 exons. Bases 1195 to 2565 code for a protein of 456 amino acids. NCBI's taxonomy places the organism in Eukaryota, Metazoa, Mollusca, Gastropoda, Patellidae. Gene Ontology annotation, biological process: chromosome segregation; mitotic cell cycle.
CUUCAGAUAACUAUAUUCUGGAAAAUAACAUUAUUCUGAUUAUACAUACAAUAUACUUUCAAAACGGUACCUUAUAAUCUACUAUAUAUAUGUAUAUAUGAAAAACUAAUGAUCUUUACAUGUUAUUUUCUAUCUAUUUAAAUAAAAUGGCUGCUUAAUAUUACAAUUUCUAUCAUUCCUACAUCCGUUCCAUCUAAACCCCAAUUACCCAAAAUAAGAGAAUUAGCACACAUACCUGUAAUACUGAAGUAGUAUAACUGGAACAAUUCCCUGAAAAUAACCUAACUAGAUUUGGAAAAUAAAGUUAAACAAUUUGAUUGAAGAUAUCAAAUUGUCCUUACACUUCGAAAUCUAUCUAAUGUCUGAUGUCUAAAGUGAGGUUCAGAUAAAAAGAAAACUUGCUUGUAACCAAGGGAGUAGAAUUGUACUCACCCCAAGAUUUGGGCUCUAAGAAAACAGUACAGGUUAACAAGCCAAGUUAAAGGAGAGAUGUUAUUAUAGACCAGUUGCAAUUAAAAUUAGUGUCAGUUUGUUAGUUUAAAGGUGCACUCUCUCAAUACACUAUAUUACUUGACAUAAUAAAACCUAUAAACAUAUUAAAAUUCCGCUUCGCUACAUUAUAAACACAAAGAAGGCAGGUGGACUGAUACUCAACUGGCGAUAGGCUAAACUUUUGUCAGUGAGUUUGUGACUUUAGUAACGGAUUCUUAUCGGAGUUUACGAGAGUCUAUUUAAUUAUGGAUUCCGUGAUCUGACGAGGCUGCCCGAAUCGUUCUAGCCACUAGGAGAAAAUUGUUCAAUAACAUGAGGACAGGUUCACUGAUACUAGUACUAUAGUGAUAGUGAUAACUGAUUCGACAUUCACUACAUUACCAGUGGCGGUACAUCAGAUCACAUAUAUAAUAUUAGUUACUAUACUUGUAACGUUAAACUGUGUUUAACGUUACAAUUGAUACAGUCUAAGAAUCCUUACGCAAGUUCAAAUAGGUUCAACCGCACAAUUGUCAACACAUAUCAUUACAGUUUGUAUUGGAAUAAGUAAUUCUAUGACAAAUAUUGAACAGUUUUUCUUUAUGGUUAUGCGUUCUACAUUUGCAUAGCGAUGUUUCUUGUAAUGACGUAUUACACAAGCCGCCAUGACACCAGCCGGUUGAAAUUUCGCGUAGCAGUUGGGUUUCAUCAAAUCAUAUAAUUAUGCGGGUAUUUACUGAUAAAAUGGCAGGAAAACCAGAAUCAAUAUUCAGUCAACUUUACAGAUUAACUAAAAAUAUAGAACUAGGAACAAGAGAAAUACAACAAAAAGUUGAAGAUAAAAAAAGAAACUUUCAGGAUGAUGAUAAUGAUAAAGCUGUACAAAUAUUACAGGAGAAGAAAUCACAAGUUAAACAACUAAAGACAGAUGCAAAUACAACCUUAAAAAGUUUGAGUUCUGGUGGAAAUAACUUUAAUCAGGUUCUGACAGCGUGUCAAACAUUAAUAGAAAAUCAAAGAGAAGAGUUAAAUAAAAUAGAAUCUUAUCUUUCCAACUAUGGCUAUGUUGGACCAGUGUUAGAAAAAGAGAAAGAUGAAGAAGGAGAUGAGGAGGCAGAGGAUAAAGAAGAAACAGAAGAUAUUGAUUCGAUAUCUGAGAACAAAAAGACCACAGCAUCAGAAAUGAUUAAUACACCCCCACCUAAUACCAAGAAAUCAGCAUCUAGAACACCUAGAAUGGAAGAUUUUGGUAUAAGUAAUUACGGUCUACAAGCAAUUUCUAGAAUGGCACAAAAUAAACCGGUAACUGGACGCGAUACGAGAGUAAAAGUAACAGAUCGAGAUAACAUAAUGACUCCAACUACAAAUCAUUGUAAUCAAUCUGUACCUAGUGUUUUCCACCAUGAUGGUUUUACUGUUACACCAAGUAUUAUGGACUUGUCACAAUGGCCGCUCUAUACACCUGAUAGCUGUUUACCCACGGCAAAUUGUAAGAAAAAUAUAUAUGAUCAACAUGCAAACAGCCCUUCAGUCUUUGCAACAGAAGCUACAGAUAGUCCUCUUUCUCCAGUCUUCAGAACACCAGCUUUUAAACAGAUGCAUCAUAAAUUAAAAGAAUCAGAACAUCAUAAAAUACCUCAACCAUCAUUUGAACAAAGAUUUGAUAGUCCUGUUCCUCCAGUGCUACAAACACCAGGAAUGAAACAAAUAAAGAAGGGUUUAGAUGAUAGAGUUGAAGUAGACAACUCAUAUAUCAGUAAUUAUAAUACGGCUAGUAUAACUGCUGAUGAUGAUGAGGAACCUGAACCUCCUGAGUUAACUAUGACAUUUCAGGAGCUGACUGAGUUGAACACUAUAUAUAAAUAUAAUACCACAGUCACUGAACCAAAAGAACCAGUUUCACUCACACAAAAAUUAGGACAUAAAAUAGAAAACAAGACUCCCCCAGUAUUGGAGUUAUUAUCAACAAGAUUAAAUAAGAUGGGUAUAAUGCCAGAUGCCUCACCAUGUAAAGGUGAUCUACCACCACCACCACCAAUGUUGUUUGGUAAAUACAGGUUUAGUCAGAAUCAAGAAAAUCUUCCACCUCAUUGAAGUCAUUUUAUUUAUGUACAUAUAUUGUAAUAACUUCAUUUAUUCCUACAAGUUAACCUAUUUGACCACCCCUCUUCAGAAUAAAUAGAUAUAACAGGGUAAUAGUAGGUAUAUACUGUAAUACUAUAAUUUAUAGUCAAGUGGCAGAUAAUGACUAUAUUCUUAUUCAGAUUUACUUGUUGAAAAAUAGGCACAAAUGGCAUCCAUAGUACUCGUUUGAAAAGAUUAAUUUUCUGCACGAUAUUCUGAUCUCCAACAGUAAAGAUAUCUUAUUAUCGGACCAAUCUCAAUUAUAUUUUGGAGAAUAAAACUGCUUAAAAUCCUCUACCUUAUGGCCGAGCACUGUAUAGACCUCCAAAGGAUUAUCAGGUCACCAAACGAAAAAAUUUACCUAAAAUCUUAAAAGGGUUACGUGUCCGGAUAAGCGGUUUUGAUGUUCACGCCCAAACAACUCAAUAUUUUGAGCUGAAAUUUUGAGACAAGGUAAAUACACCAUUCUUCUGUAUUUUGGUGCUUAAAUUUCAUACGUACAUGGACUUUUAUUUUUGAGACUCUGUUCAAAUUGGGAUAGUCCCUUUAAAUGAUUAUUAACAAUGUUGAUCUAUUGAUUGAUACCAAUAUGUAUUAAAUAGCAUCAGAAUGUGUGCUGAGGUUAUAAGUAUGUUAACGGCCAAAUAUUUCAUAGAACAGAAAAUAGACAACACAAUUAAAAGUUAACAUAGAUAUAUAUUGUAUAGAAUAAUAUCACAUAAAUUAAUGAAAAAAAGUAAACAACUAUUUUGCAAUGUUAAAAUGAGCAAGUGUUUGUAUAAAACUAUGAUAAAAGUGUAAAUUAUGCAA